AUGGCUCGGCUUCAUUUUGCAGGUUGCCAGGGCGCUACGUCCGAAGGUGAUGCUCUUGUCAUUGACGGUCAUGCUAUCAAGGUAUUCCAAGAGAGAGACCCAGCUGGUAUCCCACGGGGGAAGUCUGAUGUUGGCUACGUCAACUGGUGCCUUUACAAUAUUGGAAGGUGCCCAAAAGAACAUGACAGUGCUGUGAAGAAGGUCAUCAUCACUGCCCCGUCUGCCGAUGCACCUAUGUUCGCUGUUGGUGUCACUUCUGACAAGUACACGCCAAACUUGGUCAUUUCGAAUGCCUUUUGCACCACCAACUGA
Scheffersomyces stipitis CBS 6054 is the source of this 312-nucleotide messenger RNA. RefSeq names its product Glyceraldehyde-3-phosphate dehydrogenase (gene TDH4). Gene Ontology annotation, molecular function: oxidoreductase activity, acting on the aldehyde or oxo group of donors, NAD or NADP as acceptor; NAD binding. The record is from RefSeq and is a predicted model, not a curated record. Lineage: Eukaryota; Fungi; Ascomycota; Pichiomycetes; Serinales; Debaryomycetaceae. The transcript has a single exon. The coding region runs from base 1 to 312 and encodes 103 amino acids.